Molecule: messenger RNA, 2087 nt
Organism: Nematostella vectensis (starlet sea anemone)
Lineage: Eukaryota; Metazoa; Cnidaria; Anthozoa; Actiniaria; Edwardsiidae
Product: JNK1/MAPK8-associated membrane protein
Exons: 8
Coding region: 180-1145 (321 amino acids)
Biological process (GO): response to unfolded protein
Cellular component (GO): membrane
Molecular function (GO): ubiquitin protein ligase binding
Source: RefSeq, a predicted model, not a curated record
AGACUAAGUAAAAAAAAAAAAGAUGGCGGCCUUCGUAUCCGUCUUUUCAGAUAUUUGCAGGCUUUUCCUCUAAGAAGUACCGUGCAUUCUGCUUUAAAUGUAACAAGAUCAUAUUUUAAGUAUCAGGGAUUAUUGGUAAUGCGACAGAAGUGGUCUCUGAGGCCGGAAGCUUGUGGAAUAUGGCGAAAGCCAAGCAUCUGUUGUUUAUAAUCGUCACUUUGUCGGCGGUGCAUCAAGUUCUUGGCAAAGAAGUUGAAUUAGAGAAAUGUCCCGGGCAGUACUGCGGAAGAGUGCAAGAUCGUAAUGGCAAAUUUGGAAAGUGCCAGGCUUGUCCUAGAGGUUACCGGUCAUAUGGGGACCUUUGUGUAAAGUGCACCAAGUCCUUACGACUCCAUGACUGGCUUUAUCUGGGCUUCAUCAUCCUCACUGUCAUAGUUCUUCACUGGUUCUUCAUUGACUAUUUUGUUCAAAGAGUGAGACAAAACAUGAUACUCCUAUUUGUGAGUUCUGUAAUAGAGACCACCUUGGCAGCCAUAUUCACUCUGCUAGUUAAUGAACCUAAAGGCACCUUGAACUUAACGGCUUGUUGGACAGAGAGACUAUCAGACUGGUACACAGUAUUCUUCAACCCUAAACCUGACUAUGUGAAUACAAUUCAUUGCACAAAUGAGGCUGUCUAUCCCCUGUACACUAUAGUGCUUACGUUCCAUGCAAUAGCUGUGACCAUGUUAAUCCUGAUCAGACCAGUUCUGUCCCAUCGCAUGUGCGCAGGGAGUGGCCUUUCCUCCAUCUAUGCAGCUAUGUAUUUCCUGCCUGUGUUGGCUGCCGUCCAUGCUCUGUUAGGGGGACUGCUGUACUAUUCCUAUCCAUACAUAACUCUGGUUGUAUCCGUCAUAAGUACAGCAGUAGUGCUAUCGAAAAACAAGAUAACAAACAUCCGCCAACUAAUGGGCAGUAAACGGCACAUCUCAAUCGUGUUUGGUCAUUGGCUGAUCAAUGCGUAUGGAUUACUGGCCGUGACGGAAGUAACGCAACCCUCCGUACACGGACCCAUGUUCCUGCUUGUCACAACACCAGUGUUAUUCUACCUCGCGACGUCAAGCCUCACAGAACCGAAUAAAUUCAAGCAGCUACUAGCAGGAUAAAGAUACUGCCGGAUGUUCAAAUUCCCUCGUUAUUGCGUGACCCAAUGUUAUUGCGUGACGUUUUAAAGUGCGUGGCAUUCAUGACGGGAGCCAUGCUGGAAGAUCCAGCGUACUUUGCGAGCGUUUAAAAAAAAAGCGCUUGUCCGUGAGCAUGGACUGAAGCGAUAGCGAUCACUUUCAUUGCGAGAAUUUCCAAAAGAACUAUGCCAUGAAAUCGAUAUAUCAUAGGAAUUAAUCAUAAGCCUAAUAUCUGUUGGGACUGGGUGAAAAAUGAGUUGAUGGAGCUGUUGUCUGGAUUUGCCGAACUGCACAGGUAAUAGACUGUGCUAGCGUCCCGUCUUGGCCCGACUGGUGCCAAUGUGUGUAUGCUAGUGUGCUUUUAAAGUCCACAUUUAUGUAUACAUACUCGCAAGGAUAGUUUGGCUAUCCGACGGAGUUUUAGACUAGCAAAGGUCGCAUGCGUGAUCCGCACAAUUGGCAUCACGCUAGCACGGUCGCAGCUCUAGAUCCCACAUGGAUCUAAGCUGUGGUUUAAAGCACUUCGUUCGAGUCGAAGUCGCCCUGCAGUUUUUUUUUUGCCGAUGAAGUUUAACUGAGGCAAACCGGCUAUGCCAUGCUGACGAGUCCUAAUAAGGACGAAACAGCUGUCCAUGGUUGCCGAACUGCACAGGUAAUAGACUGUGCUAGCGUCCCGUCUUGGCCCGACUGGUGCCAAUGUGUGUAUGCUAGUGUGUUUUUAAAGUCCACAUUUACAGAUAUAACAACAUGAAGGUUUUUACUGCACUUGAAAAUGCGUGGCAUGGUGUCAAUGAUAAUUCGUGAAAAAAAAUGUUACUAGAGUUUAGGUCAUAAAUUAUAGAUACAAACAAAAGUCAUCCAUCAUUAGAUAAUAAUAAAACCCAGAAAAGAUUAAGAUGGAAGUAAAGACAUGCGUUAAGCAUA